Sitodiplosis mosellana (orange wheat blossom midge) is the source of this 2332-nucleotide messenger RNA. RefSeq names its product adenosine deaminase 2-like. Bases 606 to 2225 code for a protein of 539 amino acids. The record is from RefSeq and is a predicted model, not a curated record. Gene Ontology annotation, biological process: adenosine catabolic process; inosine biosynthetic process. Gene Ontology annotation, molecular function: adenosine deaminase activity. The transcript has 3 exons. NCBI's taxonomy places the organism in Eukaryota, Metazoa, Arthropoda, Insecta, Diptera, Cecidomyiidae.
GUCAGUCGAUUGUCAAUCGGUUUUACUUAACAACAGUAUUUGAAACUGCAAAACGAUGGUCUAGACAUUUAUUGUUUUUUUUUUCAACAUAUUGAACUCAAUCUAGUUGUUUCACUUCCUAUCAGUUUUCAGUUAAAUUGUUGACAAUUUGAAUGCCCAUUCAAUUUGUUGUUUUGAUUUGCUUGUUAUUGAUAAGAAACUUUAAUUGAAACGUAAAAACUAAUGAAAUUGGUCAACUAAAAAAGGCUCUCGGAAAUCGCCUAUGUUGCUUUUGCCUAAAACGUCAAUGUCAUUAGCAGCAUUGAAAUUCUACUGAUGCAAAAGCAUUGAAUUGUGAAUUGCUUUGACGUUCUAGGCUGAAAUUUCCGAGAGCCUGACGUAACAGGUGUUCAAAAUUAUUUAUACAAUCCAUAUCGAUAAUUAAAAUUUCCACUCAUCACUGCUGCCUCAAACACUUCAGUUUUAUCAACACAUCUUAAUUGUUCAGUUUUCGGAGAAAUAAUGCAAUCAUUUUCACGUUAAAGUCUUCCGCGCGCCCUUUUUAUAUCGAAGUGUAUAAAUACUUAGAUUUUUUCGGAAUAAAGCGAGUAGAAGGUGUGUUCAAAAUGAACAGAUUGAUUUUAUGGUUAUUAUGUGUGGCAGUAGCUGCUCGUGUGGUGAAGCCGGCAGCAAUAUUCAAUCGUGAUCCAAGCUCUAAAAAUGAUCACGUUGAAAGUGAUAUGGUUGAUCAAACCGAGGAAAUAUCGCGUGCACCUUUUGAUUUAUCUCAGUAUCAACGCAAACGCACCGAAUUACUCAAUUCCGAAAUGAAGGACGUUUUUGGAAGUGACAUCACAUUGAGCAAAAAAGAGGAAGCGGCCAACAAAAUUAUUAUGAAAGUGAAAAAAGAUGAGCUGAAUGUUGGUUUCCAGAAACCGCAUCUAUUCAAUCCAUCGCGACAUAUUUUCGAAGUCUUAGACGUUGUCAAGGAAUCGAAAUUGUUUCAAAUCAUACAAAAAAUGCCGAAGGGUGGAGUUUUACACGCUCAUGAAACGGCCUUGUGCUCGGCGGAUUAUGUGGUUUCAUUGACUUAUUGGCCGGAUUUAUGGCAACGAACGUCAAGCAAAAGUAAUGAAAUUGAAGAAUUCAAAUUUGCAAGCGAGCAACCGAAAAGCAUAAGCAAUGCCGAUGGUAGCAUAUGGCGCCGGGUAAAUGAUGUACGUGAUGAAAUGGGUGCUACAAUUUACGAUGAAUACGUACGCGGUCUGUUUACGCUCUUCGAUAAGAAUGUUGAUCCUAGAAUACAAUUCAAAGACAUAAACGCCGUUUGGAAACGAUUCAUGGUCAUUUUCAUCAAAAUUGCUCCAAUCUUAACAUAUGUACCAGUUCGCAAGGCAUAUUACAAGCAAGCACUAAAGCAGAUGUAUGACGAUGGCGUGCAAUAUUUGGAAUUCAGGGGUAGUUUGACCAAGCUCUAUGACUUAGAUGGGAAUGAUUAUUCGGAAACAGAUAUUCUCGAUAUCUAUAUUGAGACGUUGGAUGAGUUCAAACGAGAUAAUCCACUAUUUAUUGGCUCAAAACUCGUCUACGCGCCCGGAAAACAUGUGUCAAAUGAAAUAGUUCUCCGCUAUUUCGACGCUGUGCGUCGAUUGCACAAGAAAUACCCUCGAUUUUUGGCCGGAUUCGAUUUGGUUGGACAAGAAGAUAAGACUCCUGGUUUGUUGUCAUUUGCUGAGCAAAUUCUAAAAUUACCUGCCGAUCUGGAAUUUUUCUUCCAUGCUGGUGAAACCAACUGGUUUGGGAGCGUCGACGAGAACUUGAUUGAUGCGGUUUUGCUUGGUAGCCGUCGUAUUGGUCAUGGAUUUGCAUUGACCAAGCAUCCAAAACUAAUUGACCUUGUCAAAAGCAACGAUAUUGCGGUCGAGGUAAAUCCAAUUUCCAAUCAAGUGUUGAAAUUGGUCGACGAUUAUCGAAAUCAUCCAGCGUCGGUGUUUAUGGCGCAAAAUGUGCCCAUUGUUAUUUCGUCAGAUGAUCCAUCAUUCUGGGAGGUGUCACCGCUAUCGCACGACUUUUACAUAACUUUUCUUGGUAUUGCAUCGCGUCACAGUGACUUGCGAACACUGAAGAAGCUCGCAAUGAAUUCCAUUCAGUACAGUUCGUUGAAAGGCUUCGAAAAACUUGAGGCCUUCAUAAAAUGGGAAAUCAAAUGGGACAAUUUUAUCGAUGAUUUGAUACAAAAUCAAUGAAAAAAAAAAAAUAUAUUUGCAAGACAAAUCAAACCAAAGAAAACUUAGUUCAAGACACUUUAGGAUAAUGAUUGAAUAAAUGAUGCCAUCGAUUCCUUUCGAUUUGA